GGGAGGUAACACGAUUAAGGUCAUAAACUGUAACGGUUGUUUUCCCGUCCAAAUGACUUAGUCUUCUUGUUUUUGACAGGUAUAUAACAACUUUAUUUGAUAAUGGUGUUCGCUUUUUAACGGAAAAACUAUCAAUUAUUGGUAUUGCGAAUAGGCAAGGCAAAAAAAGAAUGGCCAAUCCCACUAAGAAAAGAGUAUUUGUUGUGGGUGUUGGUCUGACCAAGUUUGAACGCCCGCUUACCAAGCAAUGGGACUACCCUGACAUGGGCCGAGAAGCAGGCCAAGCAGCACUGAAGGAUGCUGGUAUAACAUAUGACAAGGUCAAAUCAGUGGUUGCCAGCUACUGCUAUGGGGAACCGACCUGUGGUCAGAGGGCUGUGUAUGAGCUGGGACUGAGCGGGGUACCGGUCUACAAUGUCAACAACAACUGCUCCUCCGGGUCCACGGCUCUCAUGAUGGCCAGAAGGCUCGUACAGAGUGGCAUGGAGGACUGCGUCCUGGCACUUGGCUUUGAAAAAAUGGAGCGAGGACUAUCAGAACGGUACACAGACAAAACAUCGCCAGUAAAACGCCACUUUGAACACAUGGUGGAGAUCGGUGCAAAGCCCGGACUAAUCCAACCCCAUAUGAACAGCAUGACAUCCGAUGUCGUGAAGCUAUUCGCAUACGCAGCAAGAGAAUAUAUGGAGAAACAUUCCAACGUAACAGUGAAAGAUUUCAUUGAGAUAGCUUACAAGAACCAUAAACAGAGUGUAAAUAAUCCCAAAGCAUCCGUGUCGAAGGAGGUAUCAAGGGAGGACAUUGGGUCCAAGCUAAUGUUGUGUGAGCCAAUCACUUUCUGGCAGUCAGCACCCGUCGCUGACGGAGGGGCAGCAGCCAUAGUGUGUAGCGAGGAAUUCAUGCUGAAGAACAACCUGAAAAAUAGAGCUGUAGAGAUUGUAGCUCAGAGCAUGGUUACAGACAUGCCAUCAUCAUUUGGACGCAGUUUUAUGGACCUUUCUGGGGUAGGCAUGGCAAGAAAGGCUGCAGUGAACUGUUACAAGGAGAGUGGACUUACCCCGUCUGAUGUUGAUGUUCUAGAGGUACACGACUGUUUCUCCUGCAAUGAGCUGUUUAUGUAUGAGGCCCUACAACUGGCACCGGAAGGGCAGGGGCCGGACUUACUGCGGAGCGGGAAGUGGCGGACCAACGCCAGUGGCGGGGAACAGUUCCAGAUGGGAGGUCGCUGGGUUGUCAACCCGUCUGGAGGGCUAGAGUCAAAGGGUCACCCUAUAGGGGCCACAGGUUUGGCCCAGUGUGCAGAGCUCGUCUCCCAACUCCGAGGGGAGAGUGAGAAGAGACAGGUUGACGGGGCAACCGUUGCUAUGCAACACAACUUUGGCAUAGGUGGUGCUGUUGUGGUUACUAUGUACAAAAAAUAUGAUAGUACUGGCUGGAAUAAGGCUCGACUGUGAUAAACUUACUUUGUGAAUGAUUUUUAAUGAUUUGAAUUUUAUUAUUAUUAACCAGGUUUUCCGAAGGAAAAAACUGGUUAUUAGAUUGGCGAAUGCGGGCGUGCUGGCUGGCUGGCAGGCGGGUGGAACAAGCUUGUCCGGGCCAUAACUAUGUCGUUCAUUGUCAGAUUUUAAAAUCAUUUGGCUCAUUUGUUCACCAUCAUUGGACGGUGUGUCGCGCGAAAUAAUUACGUCGAUAUCUCCAAGGUCAAGGUCACACUUUGAGUUCAAAGGUAAAAAAUGGCCAUAAAUGAGCUUGUCCUGGCCAUAACUAUGUCAUUCAUUGUGAGAUUUUAAAAUCAUUUGGCACAUUUGUUCACCAUCAUGGGACGGUGUGUUGCACAAAAGAAUCACGUCAAUAUCUCCAAUGUCAAGGUCGCCACGACUAAAAAUAUAUUUUUUUUAAAAACAAACUUGUAAAGGGGGUUAAUUUUGUUUGUUCAUUUCAAAAGUUCAGUUUGAGUUUUCUCCCUUUAUCAGAUUUUUAUUUCACAAUGAAAACCUGGUUUUGUGAAAAUUUUGUCCCUUGUUAAUAAUCAUGUUGAUCUGCCAGUGUUUGUCAUGUUUUUAGAGUAACACUGAAGUGAUUGUUUGUUUGUUGUUUGAUUAAAUCAGCGUCUUAGCACUCAAGGCUUGGGUUGGCCAUGGAUAACAUAUUGAAAUGCUGAAUAAUACCUUA
Dreissena polymorpha is the source of this 2172-nucleotide messenger RNA. Its product is annotated as sterol carrier protein 2-like. Gene Ontology annotation, molecular function: acyltransferase activity, transferring groups other than amino-acyl groups. Lineage: Eukaryota; Metazoa; Mollusca; Bivalvia; Myida; Dreissenidae. The coding region runs from base 171 to 1454 and encodes 427 amino acids. The transcript is spliced from 7 exons. The record is from RefSeq and is a predicted model, not a curated record.